Salvia hispanica is the source of this 566-nucleotide messenger RNA. Its product is annotated as protein EARLY RESPONSIVE TO DEHYDRATION 15-like. The record is from RefSeq and is a predicted model, not a curated record. Lineage: Eukaryota; Viridiplantae; Streptophyta; Magnoliopsida; Lamiales; Lamiaceae.
CAGAUCUUUAUCGACUCAAAAUCAAUCCAAAAUGGCAACUUCAGUGCUGAAUCCAAAGGCGCCGAUAUUCGUCCCGUCGGCAUACCGAGCGGUGGAAGACUUUUCCGAUGAGUGGUGGGAUCUCGUCCAGUCUUCUCCCUGGUUCCGUGAUUACUGGCUCCGCGAGUGCUUCUCCGAUCCACAAUUCGAUCCAUCGCCGUUUCUCGACGAACACAACAAUAACAAUAGCCUCAUCGCCGAUGCCGUUACUCAAGGGAAAGAGAGCAGCAGAGAUCUGGUGGCGUUGGGGUGGUUGAAGUGGAGGAAGCCGCGUGGAGAGGUGGAGGUGCCUAGGUACUGCCACAAGGCACCCAAGAUUGUGAACAUGAAGGUCAAACCGAGGGCGAUCCAGCAGCCGCGCUAGAGUUGAUUCUGAAUUUGAGUUUAAUCCUGUAUAGUUUGUAGUGAUAAAGUUGCUGCCUUCUUGUUUCAACCAAACAUCUGCUUUCAUUUCAAUCUUCCUUCUCCACUUCUGUGUUUGUUGUGGAAGAUUUGCGUAUUUAAAUAACAUUGUUGAAUUUGGUUUA